Molecule: messenger RNA, 397 nt
Organism: Cyanistes caeruleus (blue tit)
Lineage: Eukaryota; Metazoa; Chordata; Aves; Passeriformes; Paridae
Source: RefSeq, a predicted model, not a curated record
GGGUUGUUUUUGGGCUUUGGGGCCCUUUUGGGAUUUCCCUUCCUGGCGCUGCUGGGAACCCUCCUGGGGAACCCCGGCCUCCGGCUCCACGUCCAGGAGGGGUUGUUUUUGGGCUUUGGGGCCCUUUUGGGAUUUCCCUUCCUGGCGCUGCUGGGAACCCUCCUGGGGAACCCCGGCCUCCGGCUCCACGUCCAGGAGGUGAUCCAGGCCCGGCAGAAGGAGGCUCCGUUCCUGCUGCCCGAGGAGGCCUUCGGGGACAACCCCCGGGUGGGCGGGGCCAGCCUGGAGCAGCUGGGGCCGGAAUUUUUCUUCGGCCAAAACAAAAUCAGCGAAAUCCUGGGGAGCUGCGGAUACAGCGCCGAGAGACUCAGCGCGCCCUACGUGCCCCAGCUCUCCG